Molecule: messenger RNA, 624 nt
Organism: Hevea brasiliensis (rubber tree)
Lineage: Eukaryota; Viridiplantae; Streptophyta; Magnoliopsida; Malpighiales; Euphorbiaceae
Product: prefoldin subunit 5
Exons: 4
Coding region: 41-523 (160 amino acids)
Biological process (GO): protein folding; regulation of DNA-templated transcription
Cellular component (GO): cytoplasm; prefoldin complex
Source: RefSeq, a predicted model, not a curated record
GAAGAUUUAAAAGGACGGAGAGAGCAAGCGAGUGACAAGAAUGGCGUCGUCGAAAGGCGGAGGAGGAGGAGGGAGCAGUCCAGUGGUGAGAGUAGCGGAGAUGGAAAAGAUGAGUAUAGAGCAACUGAAAGCCUUGAAAGAGCAGACGGAUCUCGAAGUCAAUUUGUUACAAGAAAGUCUCAACAACAUUCGCACUGCCACCACCCGCCUUGAGAUUGCAUCCUCCGCCCUUCACGAUCUCUCCCUCCGUCCCCAAGGGAAGAAAAUGUUAGUGCCUCUCACUGCAUCGCUCUAUGUACCUGGAAAGCUCGAUGAUGCCAAUAAAGUACUUGUUGAUAUUGGGACUGGCUACUUUGUUGAGAAAACAAUGGCUGAAGGCAAAGAGUAUUGUGAGCGCAAGAUCAACUUGCUCAAAUCUAAUUUUGAUCAACUAAUUGAGCUUGCGUCGAAAAAGAAGACAGCGGCGGAUGAAGCUGGGGCAGUCUUACAGGCCAAGUUGAAGCAGAUGGUCCCUGCAACAUAGUGGGGUUCUAGGAUCUUGUAAUAUUUAAUUAAGUUCUCGAAUUUCUGGAAUUUUCGUUGUUGAUUACUGCACUCAGUAAAAUUGUUUUAUUUUUAAUUUUA